AUGACUUCUUCCUUUCAGGGAUUGGAAAGUCUGACUUUUGCUGAUCAGGUGUUGUUUAACCAAUUUGGCCGCGGGCGGAACAUCGUAACACCUUUCAGCACUAUUCACAGCGCGUUCGAGAGCAAGGUCGACGAGCAGCCAAAUACGAUUGCUGUUGAGCAAGAAGGUCGCAGUCUCACAUACCAAGAACUAGAGAGUUGCGCCAAUGGACUUGCCAAUCGUCUCAUAUCCAUGGGCCUUGAGCCUCGACAACGGGUCUGCCUAGUUGUACAGCGGUCUUUACCAAUGGCAAUCGCGAUGCUGGCUGUGUUAAAAGCGGGAUGUCAAUACGUACCGCUCGACGGGCAAGUGACUGCCGAGAGUGCCCUUCGACACAUCAUGAAAGAUACCGCGGCUCCAUUUGUGCUAUGUUUGGAAAAAUUCUACUCGAAAGUUCAGCAGCUGGCUGAACCAACGGCGCGGAUAGUCGUACUUGACAGCUCUAUCGAAGAACCCGAGUCAACCCUCCGACCUGACUUACAUGUCAGUCGUGCAGACGGAGCUUAUUGCAUUUACACUUCUGGCAGCACAGGUCCUCCUAAAGGCGUUGACGUUGCACACGGCAAUGUCACGAAUUUACUGUGCAGCUAUCCAGGAAAUCUUAAUAUCCGAAAAGGGACCGAGGUUGCUCAGUUGCUCUCGAUUUCUUUCGACAUGGGCCAGUGGGAGAUCUUUGGAACUCUAAUGAACGGAGGAAGCCUUCUUAUCAGAACAGGCAAAUGGGAAGAUGUUCUGAAACGAGCACACACAAUCAUAUCCACACCUUCAAUCCUGGCCACAUUCCCCCGCAAAGCAUAUCCAAAUAUCAAAGUUGUCGCCCUUGCUGGCGAGCCUUGUCCAAAAGUACUUGCCGACGAGUGGGCCUCACAGGCCGCAUUUUUCAACUGCUGUGGUCCAACCGAAGUGACUAUAGUCAAUACCAUGCACAGGCAUACAACCGGGACAGAACUCUCAAUCGGAAAGCCAGUCCCCAAUACCAGUGUCUAUAUUUUGGAUGAAGACGAGAAUCCAGUUCCGAUCGGGCAGACUGGGUUGAUGUGGGUUGGAGGUGCUGCCGUGUCACGCGGAUAUCUCAACCUCCCAGAACUUACAUCGACACGCUACAAACGAGACAAAUUCGACAGCCGGGGAUCCGUGAUGUUCAAUACUGGCGAUCUUUGCCGCUGGAACUCUGAUGGUACAAUCGCUCAUGAAGGUCGUGCGGACGAUCAAGUUAAGAUCAAGGGAUUCAGAGUUGAGCUGGAUAGCGUCUCAGCGUCUAUGGAAGCUGCUCCGUUCGUCACCAAAGCUUGCGCAAUCUUCAGCGAGAAGGUCCUGUGGGGAUUUUACUCUGGAACUCAAUUUGUCGACGAGGCUGCCGUCAAACGCACCGUGGAAGAACGUCAACCAUACUAUGCAGUUCCCUCGAAAUUUGUUUUCCAAGAGACAUUGCCAAUGACAUCGAACGGCAAAAUAGACAAACGAGCGCUGCUAGCUUCAGUAACCGGGAAGCCACUCACACCACCCAGCACGCCCGAGAUAUCGAAACCAGAACCUGCACAUGUUCCUUCCGAGAAGAAGGAGAUGCAGAUCAUCGUUGGACCACCCUCGACCUCCUCUAGCGACUCGGACAGCGAUUAUAAUGAGAAAUUCCCUCUUCCGGAGAAGAAGGGCAUGCAUGGACUGCGUGCCUUCCGGCACCGUAUCUUGUCACUCUACCGACGACUGUUUACCCUCGUGUUCGUUGUCAACCUCGUGGCUGUAUACCUAAUGAUUACUUUUGGACGGACCGGGAAAGGCUUACAGAACAUCUCCACAGCUGUUGCUGCGAAUCUGACAAUGGCUGUCCUGAUGAGACAGGAGUAUGUGAUCAACGCCCUCUUCACCAUUGCAUGCGCUGUCCCCACAUCAUGGCCUAUGUUCAUCAGACGGAACUGCGCAAAAGUCUACCACAUUGGCGGACUACACAGCGGGUGUGCUGUCUUCUCGCUUAUCUGGCUCAUUAUUUUCACCGUUGGUACGACUUUGAACAACCCCGAUCUACCGACUUUGGUGGUCUCGUACCUCAUCGUUGCUUUUAUGAUUGCUAUGGUGGGAACUGCACACCCAACAAUGCGGAUGAAAUAUCACGACCGUUUCGAAAUCGUCCAUCGCUUCGCCGGAUGGACAGCACUUGCUCUAUUUUGGGCACAAACCAUCGUUGUCACCAACAGCGGUCGUGGUAUCAAACCGCUUGGCUCAGCACUGCUCGUUAACCCGGGUUUCUGGCUCCUGGCAACCGCAACAAGCAGUAUCAUUCUACCCUGGUUACAUCUCCGCAAAGUCACAGUCCGAGCAGAUGUCCUAUCCCAACACGCCGUACGCCUAUACUUUACCUACGCCAACCCCACAGUCGGCACCGCCAUCCGCCUUUCAGAGCGACCACUGCUUGAAUGGCACGCAUUCGCCACCAUCGCAAAGCCAAACGACAAGGAAUUCUCCGUCAUCGUCUCCAAUGCAGGUGACUGGACGAAACGUCAAAUCCAAAAUGGACCCACCAAGCUCUGGGUCCGCGGUAUUCCAGCUUGUGGUGUCUUGCGUAUCGCUCCUCUCUUCCGCUCCCUCGUCCUCGUCGCAUCCGGUUCUGGCAUCGGUCCUUGUCUACCCGUCAUCUACGCCAAGAAGGUGCCCUGCAGGAUCUUCUGGUCGACUCCUCACCCGGAGCAGAACUUCGGACCAGAGAUCAUCAAUGCAAUCAAGGAAGCUGAUCCCAAUGCUGUGAUUCACAAUACGAAAACACAGGGUCGCCCGGACAUGGUGGCUGUCACUUACCGCUUGCUGAAAGAGAGUAAUGCGGAGGCUGUCGCUAUCAUCAGUAACAAGAAGCUGACUCAGAUGGUUGUUUACGCCAUGGAAGCGCGUGGUAUUCCUGCUUUUGGCGCUAUCUUUGAUUCUUGA
Messenger RNA from Cadophora gregata, 2955 nucleotides. RefSeq lists its product as uncharacterized. Bases 1 to 2955 code for a protein of 984 amino acids. The transcript is spliced from 8 exons. Lineage: Eukaryota; Fungi; Ascomycota; Leotiomycetes; Helotiales; Ploettnerulaceae. The record is from RefSeq and is a predicted model, not a curated record.